Spinacia oleracea (spinach) is the source of this 1590-nucleotide messenger RNA. RefSeq lists its product as uncharacterized. Gene Ontology annotation, molecular function: nucleic acid binding; RNA-DNA hybrid ribonuclease activity. The transcript has 3 exons. NCBI's taxonomy places the organism in Eukaryota, Viridiplantae, Streptophyta, Magnoliopsida, Caryophyllales, Amaranthaceae. Bases 1 to 1590 code for a protein of 529 amino acids. Gene Ontology annotation, biological process: DNA integration. The record is from RefSeq and is a predicted model, not a curated record.
AUGUACCUGCAGAAAACGUUUGAGCUGGAGGGGGAGGCAGCCAACUCGGAUUUGAGCGGGGCUGACUUGGCAGCGGCUCAAAUUCACGGAUCUGCUCGAGGAUUGGGCCUCCGGUUCGCCAAAAGGUAUGAACAUCGCACAGCCAUCAAAUCGCAAGCUCUUGCAGAUUUUGUGGCUGACUUCAGCCCGAGUAUCCAACAUGAAGUCGACAAGGAAGUCAACAUGCUAACCGAUGAUGGACUCUCAUCCACAUGGACCCUACACACUGACGACUCCUCCAACAUACGGGGAAUAGGUCUAGCAAAAGAUUCUAAUAUGCAGGCCUACCUGGAAAUAGCAAAAAGGCUCGUCAACAAGUUCGAUUCAUGCACCCUGCAACAAAUACCAAGAGAUCAAAAUACCCAGGCUGAUGCCCUAGCUAACCUUGGCUCAAACAUCAAACCCAAGCUUACCUGCAUCCCCGUAGUCCACUUGAUGUAUCCAUCCAUCACAAAAGACAACUUACCCAUCAUUGAACAAACUCCACCAACCCAAAUGCCCACAUCAUGGCGCGACCCCGACAUACAUUGGCUCAAACACCAUACCAUCCCACCUGGAAUCACCCACGAAAAAUCCUUCCAUAUGAAAGCCUCCAGGUUCAUCCUAAUCCAUGGGGUACUGUUCAGAAAAUCAAUUGCAGGACCAUACUUGAGGUGCUUAGAUCAUGACGAGAUCGAGUCGACAUUGAGGAACAUACAUGAUGGUGAAUGCGGAAAUCACGCUGGAGGACGAAGCUUAGCCCACAAAACUCUAACCAUGGGAUAUUUCUGGCCAACUAUGAAGAAAGACGCAACCACCUUCUCCAGGAAAUUUCACCCUUGUCAAAGGUUCGCGUCCAUCUCUCACCAACCUUGUGAAGAGCUCCACCCCAUCUUGUCCCCUUGUCCCUUCAUGAAGUGGGGAAUGGAUAUAGUGGGUCCCUUACCACAAGCGCCAGGGCAACAUGUCUUCAUGUUAGCAAUGGCCGAUUACUUCUCCAAAUGGAUCGAAGCAGAAGCAUUCAAACGAGUCCGAGAUACUGAGGUCAUCUCAUUCCUCAAGAGGAAUGUCCUUAGUCGUUUCGAAAUUCCCUCUGAGAUCGUCUGCGACAACGGUUCUCAGUUCAUCAGCAAUAAAACCAAAGAAUUCUGUGGCAGGUACAACGUCACCUUACACACCUCAACACCGAGGUACCCUCAAGCAAAUAGCCAGGCUGAAUCAAGUAACAAGAUCAUCAUCAACAACCUCAAAAAGCGCCUCGAUGACGCCAAAGGUAGAUGGGAAGACGAACUACCUAUGAUCCUUUGGGCAGACAGGAUGACACCCAAGACAGCAACCAAUCAUACUCCUUUUUCUUUGGUCUUUGGUUGCGAAGCUGUCAUCCCUCCCGAAGUCGAGCUCCCCACAGCAAGAAGUAGUUUCAUGACACCAGGAAUGAACGACUCAGUCCUGUCCUACGACAUCUAUAUCGUUGACGAACUCAGGCAAGCAGCACUAGUCAGGAUGGCAUCCUACCAACUGGCAGUCGCAAACAGUUACAACAAGAAUGUAAGAGUUCGAGUAUUCCAAUAA